AUGGCAGAGCUGUCAGUGACUCUGAGAGCUAAGAGGACUAGAUGGGAAAAGAUGGGAAAAGCAAGCCUAAAGAGAGCCUAGUCUUAAUGCAAUCCUAACUUUGUCUACUCAGAGAAAAUCCUAUUGAAUUCAAUGGGGUUUACUCCCAGGUAAAAGGGGUUAUGAUUGCAGCUGUUGCACAGGGAGUAGUACAUUUUGCUUUGUGAGUUGUUGAAUACAAGCAUUUGCUUCUUGUGCCUUUUUUUAGUUUAUUAGCAGAACUAAUAUCCUCAGACACAUCUAGAAAGUCAUGCAGCACAACCUUAUGUAGGCUUACUCAGAAGUAAAUCACAAUGUGGUAGCAGUAGGAGGCCUCUUAAGUCUCUGUUUCAGCGUGGAUCUACACACAGGAAAAAACACGAUAAGUAAGUCACAAAUUAAAUCGUUAUAAAAAACGAAAAAAACACUAUGUAAAAUCUCAUAGAAAAAGUUUGUUCUUCAGCACCAUCUGGUGUUGCAUGUUUAUAACAUUCAAAACACUGGGUUUUUUUUACUAAUGUAGGUGAGUCAUCAGUGCCACCAGUUUUAACAGCAACCCUGUGCAUAUUUACUUCAUAACAAGUCCUGGUGAGUUCAGUGGGGCUUAUCCUAAGCCAACAGCCAUACAUAUAAAGUGCAUGGUUUCCCCCAAAUCCUAGCACAAACUACGGGGAAAGCUUUCAAUGUAUGGUGUGGAUGUGAACCUUUUUUUCUGCACGAAAGUGUGCAUUCAUUAUAAAAAGUGGAAUUGAUAGUGUAUGGGGAAAUUUGGGAAAUGUGAUUUUUUUUGGGGGGAGGGGAAAUAUCCAGUGCACAGUCAUGGUUUGCCAAAUAAAGUUAUACUGAUUUUUUUUAUUUUAAGUCUUUCAAUAAAAAUGUAUUGGAGGCAGUGGUGGUUAUUUAUGACUUUGAUUUUGCGGGGGGUGGUGUAGCCAUUUUUAAAGAACAUGUGUUGUACUUUAUGGAGGUCCCUGGCAGAUGAUUACCAAGGGGACGAGGGCGAUGUGAAGGUGAACAUCUCCCCUCCACGUAUCCCUCGGCUAAGGGCUCAUUUCGCAGCAGACGAUCUCAGAGCCCCGGAAGGAGGCGCCUCCUGACGCAGGCCUCCCCGUGGGCCCCUCCCCCUGCCUUCUUUCCCCGCCCUCCAGGUCCCGAGGACAGCGCCGAUCCCGCUCUCUGCGUUCCAUUCGUCAGCUCUGCUCCGCUUUUUGCGCCUGCCGUUCGAUUGGCUCGGCACUCGGCAUCUCCGCACUCGGCUGCUUAGGUGCUCGGCUAGGCGCCCUGGCCUUGGUAGUAACUCGGAGCAGCAGCAGCGGCGGCAGAAACUGCAGGGGGAGAGGCCGCCGUCGGAUUUGGGUUGUCCCUCCCUGGACCAGGCCCCGACCAGCCCGGAGCGUGCCUCACGCCACCGCUCCGGUCCUCUCCGGGAUUCGAGGGCGCCAGGCCUUGGCCAGCCCCCCCCCCCGCCGCCUCAGGUAGGCUCUGGGCCUAGAGGCUCCGGGCCUGCCUCCUCUCUAGGGGGGUUGCCGGGCUCCCUCAAGCCGGCGGGGAGAGAAACGCGGCGGGUGGGGCCGGCCGGGGAGUUGGGGAGCCUGAGGCGAAGGGCGGGACGCGUUUCAGGAAGGGUCUCCUGGCGGCGUCGAGUUCCUCCGCUCCACCCCGCCCACCGCGGAGCCUCCCGCGGCCGCGUCUUUCUCGCGAGGAGGCUGCCUGGCUGUGGCCCCCGCGUCCUCCCCGCUCGGAGAACCGGCUAGCCAGACUCCUGGCGGCCUUGGCCUUCCUUCCCGGGACCCGCAGAGCGAGGCUCUGAAGGCCCGCCCUGUGUUGUUUCCGGAGCCGUCGGUCUAAAUACGGGGAGGCAGCGCUUCCUUAAUUUAAAAUACAUUCGGUUCCCCUCCGCCCACGUAAACAGUCGGCCGCACGAUUUUUUCCCCUUUUUCAGGGAUGCGAGGAGGAAUUUUCGCAGCGGGAUGUCUGUUUUCCUGUGCGAAUGUGGCUCCGAGCCUGCCCGCGCUUCCUUGAGAGUAAGGCCUGGUGGGCACGGGGACCACGACGGCUUGGCUCUGAGGAAACGAGCACGAGAUUGCAGGGAGAGUUGGCUGUUAACUCGCUGGGGUCUUUCUGUACACGGGUCUUAAUUAAUUAUUAUUAACUAAGAAUAAUUAAAUGUGAAGAGGGUUGUGAGGCUUUGUAUGUAGAAGAAGGUAUUUGGUUCGGAGAACUCAAGCCUGUUUUCCCCAAUGUUUUUAUAACUCCAUCCAGCCAUAUAUUUAACACCAUAAUUGGGAUACAAUUGUUUUUUCCGGUCAUCAGGAUUUUACAGAAUUGUGGACUGGUAUAUGUUGGUGUGUGUGUGUGUUCUGUACCAUGAAAUUGCUUAUUAGUUUUCUAAGCUGUGUGUGUUUGGUAUGCUUUAAGGAUUUGGACUUCGCUGUGUAUUAAAGAAAUUUCCUAACAUGUCACCUAAAUAUGUUUUCUUGCAGUUUAUAUUAACUGCUUCUUAGAUCCAGAAAAUAUUUUUUCAUUUACUAUUUUCUGGAAGCUUGUUAAUAUUUGAAUACUGGCAGUAUGUUAGUCCUAUCUCAGUUCUUAAAAGGUAGAUCCUUUUAGUUUGUCUUAAUGUGACUUGCUUUCUAGACUGUUUAUCACAUUUGUAGUUUUUCUCUGAAUCCUCUUCUGCCUAUCAUCAUCUUUCUUUAACUGAGGUAUCUGGGUAAACAUAACACACUGAAUGAAACUUCUCUGCUCAGCAUUGGGUAGUACAGAAAGAACUACUGUACUUGAUACAAAUCUAAUGCAGAUACAGCUCUCAGGAUGGCAUUGUACUUUGGAGCUGCAUCAUUGCCUUCAUUGCUCAUUUCAUUUGUUUACAUUUUUCUCAGAAGUGUUAUUGAGUAUUGGAACAUCUGCUUUUAUAAUUGUGUAUUGGAUGGGUCUCGUAUAUAAAUUUUACAUUUGACCUUGUUGAAUUUUACUUCAUUGUUAACUCCUCGGCUCUUCAUUUUGAAACUAUCUGGAGUUGUUUUGCUUUUCAUCCAACAUGUUUACUGUUACUCCCAUUUGUGUUGUACUUGCAGAUCUGAAUAAAUGGAUAACUACUUCAUCCAAGUAUUUUUUUUUAAAUAAACUUGCUGUUGUCACCACUAAAAUUAUUUGGUGAUAUACCCUAUAACACACAAAUGGUUUUGUAUGAUAAAACCAAGCAAUAGGCACAGGAAGAACCAGCAGAGCAAAUAUUUUAGGUCUAAAACUGAUAAAUAAUUAUUUAUUAUUAUUAUUAUUAUUAUUAUUAUUAUUAUUAUUAUCUACCUUUUCAUCAGAUUGUCCCAAGGUGGCAUACCACAUUAAAAAUAGAUUAAAACAGAUUGAUGUUGCUAGUCCCCUUAUAAAGCAAAUGAAACUGAACUAUAAUUGCAUUUUAAUACAGUUUUAAAAAAAUUUGUCUGUAUAUGCACAGUUGUAAAAGUUAGAGGAUUGAAAUUUUUGAAGGGUGGUUAUAUAGCUGGCCUUCUAAGGGAAGCUGGGUGAGAAAAUUUAUGUUGAGCUUCCUUUAAGGAUGAAAUCUUGAAGGAAGUGCCGCUGAAUUCUGUAGGAUUUACCUUACUUCUGUAGGAGUAACCUUACAGAGGAUUGGAAUGUUGCUUGAUGAAGCUCCAGUAAGGCUGAAUGGCCAAAAAGACUGGGUUGUUAAAAAAAGAAAUUAAACAAAGACAUAUCUACAGUAUUAUAAUCUUAACUUUGAAACAUAGGCAGGUGUACAGAUAGAUUCAAAAGGGUGAGCAAAAAAUCUUUACAAAAAAGGUCAUGGAAAGUUUUAUUUAAUGUGAAAUUGUCAAAUAGCACUAUUGUGCUUUUGACUGAGUAUUUAUGAGAGGCCCCUUUUGCAGAGGUUGACAGUAUUGUGGAGUGCCUUGUUUAGGGUUUUUUACUGCUGCAGUCCUUCAGAUAGGGGUGCCCAAACUUUUUUCAAAGAGGGCCGGAUUUGAUGACGUGAACAUGCAUGAGGGCUGACCAAAGUUGUUGAGCUUUUUUUUACGAUUUUACCCCAAAGUUGUUGAAGUUGUUUUUUAGGAUUUGAACCCAAGAAAUAAACUGCCACAGGGGCCGAAUUAAACCAGCCAGGGGGCUAGAUGAGCCCCACCCACGGACUUUGGACAUGCCUGCUUUAGAACAGACCACACUAGUGCAGUUUGAGUGUCAUUAAACCAUAUUUUAAAACGGACAACGGCUGCAUGUGUUGGUUUGUGCUGCACAAAAUUUCCCCCAGUGCUCUUUCCCCAUUUCUGCCAUGUUGCAGAUGAGAUCAGCUGGCAUCUGUUUUGUCAUAUUUGAACCUGAGCUUAUGGUUACUUCUCUUCAAACAAACAAUGAAUGGUAAAUAAAGCCAAGAACAACUUUGGUUACCACUUUGGUUUGGAGAGAAGCAAACUGUGAGUCCGGGUUUGGACAACACAACAAGCUAAGCUCUCGGUCUUGUUUCAUUUUCAAUGCAACAGGAGCGGGGAUGAAUGCUGUGGACUCUUCUGAACAGUGUGCACAACACGUUGCUCAUUCACAUUACAACAUCAUUAGUUUAAAAUAUGGUUUAGGGUGAUGUGUAAACUGGGCCAUUGUGUAGUAUUACUGCAGUCUAACAACGUAAUGUGUAUAUUACGUUGUAUAAUAUAUAGUUUUCACAAGGCCUUGUAUCUCAGAAUGUUCUUUCAGAGUUGACAAGUUCCAGUCUGUGUUCUGUUGCCUUAACCCAACUCAGCAAAGUGCUAUUAAAAGUGUGCUUACUAGAAUGAUCGUUUUAUUAUCUCUUUUUCAUUUUGUCUUCGUCAUUUUUGCCACUGUGAAGUAUAACCCAAACUUACUUUCCCUCCUUCAUGUCUUCUUCAGAUUGUCAUUCAGGAAUGCACUAGUUCCAAACCUGCCAAGUUCUAUCAUCUGUGGAUCUACUUUUCCUUUGUUUUGGUAAGAAAAAUCUUAGAACUAUUCUUUGAUCUUUUAUGUAUUGAGUUGCAUUGUAAACAACUGGACAGUCUCAUCAAUUCACAUUCAGUUAACAUAAAUUUUAGGCUUUAGAAACUCCAUGGUAAGUAUCCCCCUUGAGUAUAGGAGCUGGCUUUUUCUGCAUUCAUUCUUUGUAGAUUUUUAAAAAACAUUCUCCUUUUCUUAACCAUGUGAGCAUCAGCGUUCAGACUUAAAAAGAGAUGCAUUGUUUUUCGUGUUUUCUCUGUUGGCUUGAGCCUGACUUUAAGAACUUUCCUCCCUUUUAAAAAAAGUACUAUAUAUAACUCAUUUAACUUGAGUAGUCCCUAUUAAAAAUAAAUAAAUAAAUAAAUAAAUAAAUAAAGCAGAAUCAGUUCUUCAAAUGUUGAAAAACUUACUUGGGGAGUAGGGGAGAAAAUUAUUUGGCAAGUGUGUGUGUGUAUGUGGGGAGUUUAGUAUCAUUACCAAAUCCUCGUGAUUCAGCAAACUUCUAUAGCAAAUGGUAGGACCAAGUUUCCCUGACUUUUGUCUCUGAGGAGAAGAUCGCAUUUCAGACUAUAAUGAUGUAAAUGUGCAUCCAAAUGUGCAUCCACAGCAGGAACAUCUGGGCACAUUUUAAAACUAGCUUUUGCUAUUGCAACAUUGAUUUUUUCUCAGAAAACUCAAAAUUGACCAGGCCUGCACUUAGCUGAUAACAGAAAACUUAUUGUACUUCACAGUUUGGUAGGAAAUUGUUUCUCAAACUGAGAGUGCCAAACCACAGCAGAGACAUUGCAUGUGGUUCCACAGAAAUAAAACUUGUCUAUUAUGACCUAUUACAUGGAUACAGAUGCAUGGAUUGUAUGAACUGAAAUGGGACAAUUAGUUGCAGCCCUCCAGCUUUUUAAUACAAAGGCCUUUGGAAAACACAUUCUCAUAUGUGGGAAUAUGACUUCCCUCCCUUUUUCUCUAGUGUUGAGGCACUUGCAAGAAGUGGUACUGGAACUAACCUAACUCCCACUGUGCCAGAGGCUUUGAUUGUUUUAUUGUUCACUCAUCUUUAGCAUAUGCUUCAACUGAAGUAGUUCAGAAACUAUAAUAAACUAUAAUAAAACGUGGUUAAAACCAACCAAUGUAACAAGAUAUUAAAGACAUGUAAAGCAGCUGCUGAAAGUAAAUUAGCUCAAGAAUAGAUCUACAGCUGCUGCUAUUUUAGCCCAUCAAAAGCACCUUCUUAAAUAUUCACUGCCUGUGAACAGUCAUCAAAGUAGGGGCAAAAGCGACUAUUGUUAGAAGAGUAUUCCAUAGACUGAAUGGUACAGUGGAGAAGACCUGGAUCCGUGCCUUUCUAUUUCACAUGUGUGUAAGAAGGGACAUGAACAGAGUCUCCCCAGCAGGUUGGGAAAUUAGAGAUGGGGAGGUAUUUAUGGAGGAAGAGACUUUCACUGGUAUGUAGGAUCCAAGCUGUACACCGCUUUAAAACUGAGAACCAGCACUUUAAAUUGGGCCUGGAAGCAAAUAGGCAGAUAGUGCAACUGAUAAAACAGGAAUAAUAUGUUCUUUAUAAAGUGUACCCAUCAUAAGGUGAACGGUUGGCUCUUGCACCAUCUGCAUCUUUCAAACAGGAGGCAGUCCUGUGUAGAGUUCAUGGCAGUAAUCCAAAUAGGUUACAAAUGACAGAGGCUAGGUGCCAGUUUGAGAGGAGCAGCCAAAAUUCCCUCAGAUGUUACUAAUAAAGUAUAUUAGGGAAUUUGAACACUUGUUCACAUACAUACAGAUAUCUGCCAUUUUGCUGCCUAUUCUCAGUGCUGUGAACAGUUUAUUAAAAAAAUACUUUCUUUUCCACCUUUGGAUCCAGAAGGAUUUUCAAGGUGGCUUAUAUAAAAUAAUGGAGUAUAAUUGCGUUAGGGCUGCUUCUGCACCUUGCAACAUGUGCUGUUCUACAGGCAGUACUACAAGUUCUUCCAAAACAGUUUUCAUUACUUCAUUCUUUCCUUUCAUCCUUCAGAAUGCAGCUCCCAUGCAUUUAUCUAGGGCAGCAAGAUGGAAUCAUGUAUAACCAAUCCUAAAAACUGCGCUGGUGGUUUGUGUUCCACUGGGCCUAAUUCAAGUUAUUAGUAAUGGCUUGCAAAGUCUUCAACAACUUAGGACUCAAACCUCCAUUUCCUGCCAACUUGAUCCUUAAGAUUAGCAAUGGGAGGCUAUUGCAGCCCCCCAUCAGGAUUUGGGGAGCAAGGAUCUGUAGAAGGGCCUUCUCCAUAGUGGGACCCGAAUUCUAGAAUUAUCCCCAUAGGUAUGCCUGUUGCCCCCACUUUGGUUUUCAGACGUCAAUUAAAGACAUUUUAAUUCAUCUAGGCUUUUGUAGUUUAAAUGUUUAACCCUUGGCAACAGUACUGGAACCAGUGUUUUAAUGAGUUAAUAAUUGUUUUAGUGGUACAUUUUUACUGUGUGUGUUAUGAUGGAUAUAUGUUUGUACAUCACCCUGGGCUCCUUUGGAGGAAUGAUGACAAACAAACAAACAAACAAUAGAAUGGCAUCUCAUUCUCAUGGUUGGCAAGUGAUUGGUCCUUUGUCUGGUUUCAUGCUUAUUAUUCUCUUUCCCAGGACUCUAGGACUUGUUGCUGAGCAGGGGCAGAGAGGGAGGAUCCAAGUGCAGCAGCUGUACAUUGGGUCAUCCACUAAGCAAUAGUAGUUGGUCCUGUAACUUUUCUCAGUACAGUGGUACCUCGGGUUACAAACACUUUGGGUUACAGACUCCACUAACUCAGAAAUAGUACCUCAACUUUACCUCAGGAUGAGAACAGCAAUCGCGCGGUGGCAGCGGGAGGCCCCAUUAGUUAAAGUGGUACCUCAGGUUAAGAAUGGUUUCAGGUUAAGAACAGACCUCCGGAACGAAUUAAGUUCGUAACCAGAGGUACCACUGUAUACUUUUAGACUUGCAUUUCUUUGAAGCGCUGCUAAUUAUUUUCAUACAAAAUGCUAUUAAUGCACAAUUUCACUGUUCAGAUGCUUUUGCAGGUUACAAUUCAUUCAUUUAUUCAUUUGGAGUAUUUAUACUCCACCUACUAACCAAAGUAAGCAACUUACAAUGUAUUUAAAAUAUAGCAAAAUAGGCAAGAGUUACCAGACAGGCAAAAGUGUUACCACAUUCCCCCACCCCCAAAUGUCCCUGCUACUACUUUGUUUUUGAACAUUUGGGCUAGAGCAGAUCUAAUGUUGGUUAAUAAGAAAAAGGUCCAGUUCAGAGUUUUGAGGUGCACACCUCUGUUCAUCACUGUAAAUUAAUGGUUACCUUCUGCUUACUAUCUCUAGAGCCAUUUACUGUUCAUGUUCUUGUUGUCUUGUACUUUUAUUACUGAAGAGCUAUAGGACUCUUAAAUUUGAUUUGCUUUCAUUAGCUAAUCCAGUUGCUCACAGAAUGUUGUAAGACGUCUUUGAGGAAAACAAGAAAGCAGAUGCUGUUGCAAUCUGUGUGAAACUACUGGGACCUGUUUUGGCUAUUGGUAGUUUAUGCUAAUACUGGCCUGCUGCUGUGGACCUUAAAACAGUGGGUUAUAGCUUCAAAAUAACAAAUGAACUUCAUUGCAUUAAAGAAUUAUGGCAAGAAGCAUGUUCUGAUAAGGGAAUUAAGUUAUGCACGGCAGGAAAAUGAAAUGUUGCUGGAAUUUUAUUGUUUAAAAUUUGCAGUUUCUUCCAUUUGGUUGAGUGAAAUUGAGGUGCUCAGCCUCUUAUUUAACUUUAGAGGACCUUGGUGGGCACAAUUGCCUUGGAAGUACCAACUGCUAGCAGGGGACAACUGGCCUUCAUCAUGGGGCUGAGUGAGUUCCAGCUGCUCGCCUCUACUACUAUGCCUCAAAGGACCUGCUGCCUGGCAACUGCCAGCAAGAAAAUACUGCUUCCCUCAUGGAAUGAGCAAGAGGCAGCUGCUCGGCCAUGCUCCUUUGCCUCAAGAUUUUAGUGAGGGCUGUUCCUGGUAUUACACCAUGGAAGAGCAAGGAUGCAAGCAGAAAAUGCUGCCUAAAUAAUUCUGGUUCCAUGCAGUUACUGUGUAGUUGUUAUUUCUGUAAGCCACUUUGAGAGCAUCUCAGGUAGCAUCUUGGGAUUAUAGAAUGGGGAUUGAAGUACGGUGGUACCUCAGGUUACAGACACUUCAGGUUACAGACGCUUCAGGUUAUAGACUCCUCUAAUCCAGAAAUAGUACCUCGGGUAAAGAAAUUUGCUUCAGGAUGAGAACAGAAAUUGUGCAGUGGCGGCGUGGUAGGCCCCAUUAGCUAAAGUGGUACCUCAGGUUAAGAACAGUUUCAGGUUAAGAACGGACCUCCAGAAUGAAUUAAGUUCUUAAUCCGUGGUACCACUGUAUUCUAAAUAAUAGUAAAUAUGGAUAGGGAUCUUCACUCUCUCUUGUAAUGUGAUGAUUUAUUCUCUGUUAUUAGGGGACAUUUGGUCUGCUUCUCCCUGUGUUCUAAAAGUGGCUAUAAGAAUAAAAGGACAACUUUCCAGUAGGAAUUUUGCAACUUGUGGGGCAGCUUUUGAUUUUUAUGGCAAGGAUUUAUUGGGUACAGUAAAUGCUGUCAGGGAGUGUGGAGGUUAGCAAUUUCUUAGUGCAAUACUGCCUUGCCAAGUCAUCCUUGUUCUGGUGUCCCCCCCCCUUUAUAGCCAUUUAUAUAGCUGAUGAAUGCUGUAUUGUGACCAGUGUCUUGGGUUUAACCUUGUGUAAAUUGCCACUUUUGACCUGAUAUUAAUAUGGAUACUACAAUAUGCUCUGAGAUACGGAUGUCUGAAACGUGUGCAACACAAUUCUAAACACAUUUACUGAGAGGUAAGCCUCAUUACCCUCAGUGACUUAUACUUCCUAUUAAAUAUGGUUAGAAUUGCAGCCAUGCAACCCAUGCCAGUGUUUUUGGUUGAUUGUUCAGAUUUCAUGUUGGUCUUGCUCUUUCUGUGUUGAACAAGUUCAUGGAUUACACGAAACAAAUGAAGUAGAAAGACAUAGGAUUUAAGUUUUGAAAUAGGGAUAGCCAAUGUGGUGCUCUCCAGAUGUUCUGGGCUCCAGUUCCCAUUGGCCUCAGCCAGCAUGGCCAAUGGUCAAGGUUGAUGAAAGUAUAGUUCAAAAACAAAUGGAGGGCAUCACAUUCACUACCCAUGUCUAUUAGUGAAAGGGGCUUGGAUUAGUCAAUAAUUACAGCAAAAGAUAUUAAGAUUACUGAUUGCUGAAUGUUUCCUGCAGAGCAGGGGUAGCCAACAUGGUGCUCUCCAGAUGUUGUGAACUGCAACUCCCCAUUGUUUCUCACCUUUGGGCAUGCUAGCUGGGACUAAUGGCAGUUGUAGUCCACAACAUAUGGAGGGCGCCAUCUUGGUUACCACAGCUGUGUGUUUGGUAUCCCUAAACCUUUUGUUGCUGUUUCUGAUUCAUUGUAUGCUUUGUGAUACUCUCGGUUUACAGCAACAUUGAUUUCCCCUUUCCUACCUUUGUUCACUAAAUAAAUGUGGGCUGAUUGGGUAAGUUGCACAUGAAGAGCAUUGGAAACAUGCAUGAUAUGAAUUGGAGUCUUAUGCUCUCAAGUGAGCCAAGGCUCUUCCAUGUGCUUCUGUUAACUUAUCCUUAAUUUGUAUUACCUGUUCCCAGGUGUGUGGGAGCCUUGAUUUGCACCAUCAAAAGCCUGGUGGAAAAGGAAAGUGUUUACUUGGUGCCAAAAGUAUGUCAAUAAAGGUAUCAAAUGGACCUUACUUAGAGAUCAAGGCAGGGCUCAUUAUAUGGUUGGAUGGGUUAUUUUGGGUUCCAGGCAAGACAUUCAUGAGCUGAGGCACUUUGGAUUUUUUUCAAGUUCUUCCAAGUAUUAAGUAUUAAGUACUGGGGUGCUCCAUGACAUCCCAUGCUUCUUCCUCAGAGGAGGUCUCUGGUGUUUUUGUUGGCAACUGGCAUCUGCAUUCAUUUAUUCUGCUCUUGAUUAAACAGGCUUUCACACAAUUGCUAGAACUGUUCUGUAUGUACCUGGAGUUGAAAGCAGUAGAAACACUUUUCCAAAAUCUGAUAAACAUUACCAGGUAGAUAUCUAGCAUUCUUUCAGAAUAUUGAUGAGUGAAACCAAUGUAUAAUAGUGAUGGGAUAUCCCUUGCAAUGUCCACGGCACACUCUCAUGCCAGAUCAGAUUCCCAAAGGGGUUGAUGUAUGUGUAUUUGCUUUUGAAGUGGAAAGAAAAAGUGUGAGUGACUCCAACUUCUUCCUAUUAUGGAACAAGUGUGAAGGGGGAGUUUUCUCUGUUCCCAAUUUGCACAAGGAAUAGAAACAGGACAUGAGGAAGUGCAGUUGUAAAUGGUUGAGGGUAGAAUGAACACAUUAAUCUUCUGCAUAAUGGUAUUCGUAUUUUCUUUGUAAAAGGUUUACUUAGAUUAAAUCUUAAAGAUGACUGGCUUUACCCAUGUGAUCAUACAGUUGCAUAAUUCUUUUAAAAAUUAAAAACAUCAGUGUUUGAAACAAAUUAAGCCUAGGUGUUCCGCCCAUUCAGAGCACCAUCACCCCCGGGGCCAGUCAUAAAGGAAGAAAGAAAAACCACUCUCAGAUUGCACUCAGAAUGGAUUAUGAAAGUUAAUCAAAUGUAUACACAUUAACUUUAUGUAAACUUGAUUUAUUACACUGGUGAGCAAAGCAAUUCCUCAAGAAAAUUCCCUUGAGAACUCUCUCUGUUAACUUUCCUUAGUAAGGAAAGUUUCUUUUCUUGCAAUUGAUUAAAAAUAUCCGUCUUGGUAAGCAGCUGUUGUCUUGGGUCAGCAGUCUGGAAGUUGUUCUCAAUAAAGUAAAAUUUAUAAUGAGAACUCCCCAGUUUCAUAUUAUGCCUUUUUAGUUUGUAGUAUUUGAUGAGACCUGCUUUCGUAAAUCCAGUUGAUAGUGUGCUUGACCUGGAAAUAUCUUCACAUCCAACUUGGUGGUGUAUUUGCUAUGUGAUUUGGGUUAGGUCACUUUAUUCGGCCUGUGACAUAACUCAUAUGGUGAGUUUUAUGAUGACAGGAAGUGAUUUAGCAGCAGUACAAUGGUACCUCGGGUUACAUACGCUUCAGGUUACGUAUGCUUCAGGUUACACACUCUGCUAAUCCAAAAAUAGUGCUUCAGGUUAAGAACUUUGCUUCAGGAUAAGAAAAGAAAUUGUGCUCCGGCGGCGCAGCAGCAGCAGGAAGCCCCAUUAGUUAAAGUGGUGCUUCAGGUUAAGAACAGCUUCAGGUUAAGAACGGACCUCCGGAACGAAUUAAGUACUUAACCUGAGGUACCACUGUAAAUGUAAUCUGUUUAUGUUCUAUCUUUCUCAAAGAUAUUUUUUUUAAAGCUGAAACUGUCUUGACUGGAAAAUACUUUUAUUCUAAAUACUACAAAAUACAUUUGAAAAUGAAAUUGCCACAAAUCAAUUCUUACGAAGAGUUAUUUUAAAAAAGUUUGACAAGAGUAUCCAUGUAGUGAAGUGAACAUGAAUCAGGUGAUCAGUGAACCAUAGCUAAUAAGAGAGUGACUUGCUGUUGUUAAAUCUCCAACCACACAAAGUUUUUCUUGUAAGACUUUGCAGGCCAUCUACGAUGUGUUAGAUUUGCCAUGAAAAUGCUGGACCUGGGCCCAUCAUUCUGCAACCUGAGGAAGAUCUGUCUUGAAUGUGCUACAAUUACAGUGGUCUCUCUUGAGAAUCUGAUGAUGAUAAUAGUAAUGCUAUGUUGGUGGGGAUGGAAUGUUAACAAUUACACAGAGAGAUACCAAUUUGUAUUGACCUCUUGGAAACUUCUGACUUGGGUUCCUUGAAAUAUAUCUUCACUAUCUAGAUUUCCAUGAGGACAGCCUUGCAAGGAGUGGAUGGCACUUGUGUAGAUUAUUGGCACUUGUGA
This is a messenger RNA of Podarcis lilfordi (Lilford's wall lizard), 12834 nucleotides long. The record is from the annotation of a GenBank genome assembly. Lineage: Eukaryota; Metazoa; Chordata; Lepidosauria; Squamata; Lacertidae.